GCUUAAAUUGCCCAUCUUCAAUCUACUAUUCUCUCUCAUCCUCUCUCAUCCCUAGCAUAACCAUCAUGGUUCGUUCUACUCUUGCCCUUGUGGCUCUCGUAGCAGCAUCGGCUUAUGCUGCCCCACUUCCACACGGUGAUAAGAGAGCUGAGGCCGCUCCAUGGUACAAGGAGAGUGCUGCUGCGGAUGAUGCCGGCCUAGCUAAAAGAGCUGAGGCCGCUCCGUGGUACAAGGAGAGUGCUGCUGCGGAUGAUGCCGGCCUAGCUAAGAGAGCUGAGGCCGCUCCAUGGUACAAGGAGAGUGCUGCUGCAGAUGAUGCUGGCCUAGCUAAAAGAGCUGAGGCCGCUCCGUGGUACAAGGAAAGUGCUGCUGCGGAUGAUGCUGGCCUAGCUAAGAGAGCUGAGGCCGCUCCAUGGUACAAAGAGAGCUCUGCCGCUGAUGAUGCUGGUUUGAGCGAGAGAGCUGAGGCCGCUCCAUGGUACAAAGAGAGCUCUGCCGCUGAUGAUGCUGGUUUGAGCGAGAGAGCUGAGGCCGCUCCGUGGUACAAAGAGAGCUCUGCCGCUGAUUCUGCAGGCCUAGACAAGAGAGACGCUGCUGACGCUGUUGCGGCACGUCAAGAGCAAUUGAAACGUGAGGUUUUCGGAAACAUGCGAAAAGAGCACUUGAAAGUUUCCGCAGAGAAGGUAUCCUAAACUACUACCUCAUGGAAACCGGUCGGGAAAUUCGGUCCGCAGCCGAGCUGGGCUUCAAGCCGACGAUGGCGUUACCUGGGUUGGCCGAAAACGGAAACGAGGUCGGAUUUGGGUAUGCCUACGCCGGGCAACAUCAGAGCCAUUGUGUUGAAUUCCUUGCGAACGCGAUCGAAAUCGGAAAAGCGAAUCUUCAUGACUUUUAUUUGUUUCAUGUUAUCCACUGCCUGUCUCUCAUUAAGCUGUACUCCCUCCAACUACAUGAUAAAGAGCCUUUCACUACGUUGACGCCUGUUGCAAAUGCGCUGGUGCAAUCCCAUUUUCCGCAGUCUAUCAACUAGGCUCGGAUCAAGGCGGAGGCACUUUGCUAUUAGGGAUGUAUAGGUCGGCAUUAGUUACUUUCGUAUGAAUUUAUCA
Messenger RNA from Botrytis cinerea B05.10, 1106 nucleotides. RefSeq lists its product as hypothetical. NCBI's taxonomy places the organism in Eukaryota, Fungi, Ascomycota, Leotiomycetes, Helotiales, Sclerotiniaceae. The coding region runs from base 66 to 692 and encodes 208 amino acids. The transcript is spliced from 7 exons. The record is from RefSeq and is a predicted model, not a curated record.